This is a messenger RNA of Argentina anserina (silverweed cinquefoil), 693 nucleotides long. Its product is annotated as DNA-directed RNA polymerases II, IV and V subunit 8B-like. Gene Ontology annotation, cellular component: RNA polymerase I complex; RNA polymerase II, core complex; RNA polymerase III complex. NCBI's taxonomy places the organism in Eukaryota, Viridiplantae, Streptophyta, Magnoliopsida, Rosales, Rosaceae. Bases 74 to 532 code for a protein of 152 amino acids. Gene Ontology annotation, biological process: DNA-templated transcription. The transcript has 5 exons. The record is from RefSeq and is a predicted model, not a curated record.
GCUUUAUAAACCCCUAGGUCAAUUUCAAACAGACGCUGCCGCCUCCGAGAUAGUAAAACCCGGUGUAGUAAAAAUGCUGACAUUCUACUUUGAUGAUACUUUUGUGAUCGAGAAGCUGGACCCGGAUGGUAAAAAGUUUGACAAAGUUUCUAGGAUUGUGGCGCGGAGUGAGAAGCGUGGCGCUUUGCUGCACCUGGAUGUGAAUACGGAGAUAUACCCUAUGCACGAGAAGGAUAAGUUCUUGAUGGUGCUGUCUCCUACGCUUAACUACGAUGGAGCACCUGUUACGAAAGAGUCGGAGGUUAAACAAAAGUCUCUUGUGGACAAGUUUGAAUAUAUUAUGCAUGGAUUGCUGUAUAAGAUGGAUCACAUGGGAUUAGAAUCUUCGGAUGGGGGCUCAAAGUCACCACCAUUAGUGGAAGUAUAUGUUUCUUUUGGUGGGCUACAAAUGAGGUUGAGAGCUGAUCCCACCAGCUGUGAGAAGUUUAAGGUUGACCAGAACAUGUUUUUGCUUAUUAGGAAGCUGAUGUAGAACUUUAUCAGAGAAUUAAAUCCAUAGCUAGUUAAACCUUCUACAUGCUUGAAAUGAAUCAGAGAUGCUAGCCUUGUAUAAAAGCCGAUGCUGUUGCACUUGUACGAGAUAAACAAAAGUAUUCAAUGAUAGACUUCCAAGGUUAUAAAUUUUCUGCUCAA